AAGAUACAAUGGAAAAAAUACUAGCUACAAUGACAAUACUUUGUCAGAAAAUGGAAAAAAUAGAAAGCGAAGUACAAAUACUAAAAAACACAGUUAACAGUCAGCAGCAUGACUCAAAACAUGCGGAGCUAAGUCAGCAGCAUGACUCAAAACAUGCGGAGCUAGAAGAUGACGUUGGGAAACACCUUAAAACCCAUAACAAAACGAUAUAUGCAGCUGCAGGUAGCACAUCUACAGGAGGAUCAACUACAAAAAAGGAAGAUGGUAAGACAAAAUACACAAAUAAAAAUAUGAACAAGCUAUUUUCCAAACCAUACCUUCCAGAAAAUACCCAAAAAGACAUAUUUGUACCCCCACAAGUAAAUACCUACAAAACAAGUUUGGACUCACAUAAACAAAUAUAUAACCAUAUCACCAGGACGUAUAUAGAAAAUAUACACAAAAUACAAACCUUUUUGAAUCUAAACCCCAGAGCUAAAAAUACCCAAAAUCCAAAUGAAAAUUAUAUAACCCAACACUUACAGGGAUGUAAUAAACUUAUAGCACAACCAGGUACUAAUUCAAAUCUAGUAGCAACUUGCUACAAUUAUGGACUUUUGAGUAUAGUAUAUACGACAACAGGAGAAGAAGUAACUAAGAUACAAGAACUACACAAAGCAUUUCUACAUUAUAAAAGAAUAACUAAAGGAACUUUAUUUUUUAUAAAGUUUUACUCAGCAACUGCAGAGAUACUAUACGGCGAAAUUAAACCUAUAAUACAAGUUAUCAAAAUAGGUUUAACCAAAGAAAUGAUAAUCCCGGAAAAAAUAGAAGUACAAGAAGAAAUACAAAGAGUAAAUAUCCCAGAAUUCUAUGCAAAUAAAAGGACUAUUGGGAUAGCUACCAUUUUGAAUGAAUUAUCAAACAAUUAUCUAAAUGAAAAUGCAAUUUGGAGCUACUACAAUCGAGACCAGACGAUGAUAUACUCCAAUUGCAGAGAGCUAAAAACAGCAGAUAUGGAAGAACUACGCCAAUGGAUAUUAAGCUUGCUGAAGCCAGAACAGCCACCUACCACAAGAGCUAUCAGAAAAAUUUUAUUUCACCAAAUCUGAUGACUAGAUACUGUAAAUUAGUAGGCCAAAAAUACCCAGAUCACGUAUGCACAAAAUGUGAUGGAGAAGACAACUAUAUCCCAAAAGUACAGCUAGAAUAAAAAGUAAAGGUCAUUAUGUAAAGAUAUAAAAUUAUGAAUAGUAGUAUGUCGGCCAUAUGUAAAAGUAAAGGCCAUUAUGUAAAGAUAUCAAGUAUGUCGGCCAUAUGUAAAAGUAAAGGCCAUUAUGUAAUUAUGUAAAAGUCUUUUGUUUUCUAGUGUCGGCCACUUGGCCAAAGGAGUAAGUUUUCUCUUGUAUAAAAGGAGGGCAUUCCUUCAUGAUAAAAUAAGCCUUUCCCAAUCAACUCUCUCUUCUUCUUAAUUCCGCUUCCACAUUCAAAUUGGUAUCAGAGAAUUCUUAUUUACUA
Solanum pennellii is the source of this 1497-nucleotide messenger RNA. RefSeq lists its product as uncharacterized. Bases 9 to 1091 code for a protein of 360 amino acids. Lineage: Eukaryota; Viridiplantae; Streptophyta; Magnoliopsida; Solanales; Solanaceae. The record is from RefSeq and is a predicted model, not a curated record. The transcript has a single exon.